Molecule: messenger RNA, 3944 nt
Organism: Ziziphus jujuba (common jujube)
Lineage: Eukaryota; Viridiplantae; Streptophyta; Magnoliopsida; Rosales; Rhamnaceae
Exons: 3
Coding region: 199-3420 (1073 amino acids)
Biological process (GO): regulation of gene expression
Cellular component (GO): peroxisome
Molecular function (GO): RNA nuclease activity
Source: RefSeq, a predicted model, not a curated record
GCCCGAGAAAUUUCGCACGUGAGCUAGGGUUUUAGAUCAAACGCUUGUUCUUCCUCUAAAACCCUUCUUUGUCUCUCCGAGAGCUGAGACCCAUAUCUGAACCGCCAUGAAUUAACAGAACUGAAUUCCCAUUUUCUCAUUUUCCAUUCCAAAACACUAAACCCUAAACCCUAAUUCUUCCACACUUCACCCCCCGCCAUGAUACGCUUGUCACCAAGAACCCCUUUCCUCUUCUAUUCUUCUUCAUUAUCAGCAUCGUUUUCAUCUGCUCCACGCGUUCUGUUCCUUCUUCAAGCCUCGCAUUUCUCAACCUCUUACAACCAUUCUUCGUUCUCUCAUUCGUCUUCCAAGCGCCACGAAGAGGAGUCCAAGAACGUGAGGGUUUCGGUGUGGUGGGACUUUGAGAAUUGCAGUUUGCCUAAUGGUGUGAAUGUUUACAAAGUGUCGCAUGCAAUUACUGCGGCCAUAAGGUCCAAUGGGAUAAAGGGUCCGGUCCAGAUUACGGCUUUUGGGGAUAUGUUGCAGCUCUCAAGGGUCAACCAGGAGGCCCUCUCUUCUACAGGGAUCAAUCUCACUCACAUUCCUCACGGUGGAAAGAACAGUGCAGAUAGGUCUCUUCUUUUAGAUCUUAUGUAUUGGGUCUCUCAAAAUCCUCCACCAGCACAUCUUUUUUUAAUUUCUGGUGACAGGGAUUUUGCUAGCAUUUUACAUAGGUUAAGAAUGAACAACUACAAUAUAUUGCUGGCCAGUCCGGAAUGUGCUCCAGGUGUCCUCUGCAGCGCUGCAAGUAUCAUGUGGCAUUGGCAAGAUUUACUUAGAGGGGAAAACCUUAUUGGAAAGCAUUUUAAUCAACCACCUGAUGGUCCAUAUGGUUCUUGGUAUGGUCAUUAUAAGGUGCCUCUUUCAAAUCCCUUCUCAGAUGUUGAGCAAGCAGCAUGUUCUCAGACUGAGGAAUCAUCUGAACCUGGGUCAGAUUGUAAGCUUCGUCCAAUUCCAAAGGCAUUUGUGAAGAAAGUUCGUUCUAUAUUGAACUCACAUCCUAAAGGACUACCCAUUACAGAUCUUCACUUGGAAUUGCAAAGAAGCAAUUGGACUGAUAAAGACUGGUAUGGAUAUAAAAAGUUUUCCCGCCUUCUGCUGUCAAUGCCACAUAUUGCACAGCUUAAAGCAAAUGGUGAUGGCCAAUUUAUGGUGCAUGGUACUACCUCCAAAUCUUCUGAAUCACUUGAGUGCAAUCCAGUUAUUCCAAUGGGACCUGCUAGUAAAAAUGCAGACACUGAUCUCAAUCUAUCUUCAAAGUUAAAUGCUGAUGGCAGAUCUAUUAAUGGAAGAGCAGAUAGGAAGACGUUUCCUGAGAAGUUGUCAAUAACUACAUCCGCUGACCUACAUGUAAAAGACGCAAUGGAAAAAGGACAGCUACACUCUCCUCUUGAUGAAAACGUUGAAAAAGUUAAUGGAGGAGCAGCAGAGAGGAAGAUAUCCCCUGAGAAGUUGCCAAUAUCUGCAUCACCAGACCUAAAUGUGAAAGACACUACAGAAAAAGUACAGCUGCACUCUCCCCUUGGUGGAAAGGUUGAAACAGUGAAUAACACACAAGAAUCAGAGAGUCCUCUGCCUGCUGUGGUCAAUCAAGAUUGUCCAUCUGAAGUUGGUUAUUUUAAGAGGGUUUGGAGGAAAUGGUUUGGCAGUAACAAUGAUGGUUCUAAGAGUGAAAAUGACAAAGCUCAAGAAAAAUAUUCUACUUCUGGUAAUGGUUCUGAGAAUAAAAGUCAAACUACACCAGAGAAACACUCUAUUUCUGAUGAUGGCUGUGGAAAGAGAAAAGAUGAGGAAAAUAAUUUGAAAUCAGCUAGUCAGGUUUUUGAUCAAGCAUAUCCAUCAUCUUCUUCAUCACAUGUUAAAUCAUCUCUGGACAACAGAACCACUAUAAGUGCUGGAGUGAAUGACAAUAUGUCUUGUACACGUCCUGGGAUUUUUAAUGGUAUAGUAGGUUGGUACAAGUCUUGGAGAAGUACCCCAAACACUGAUAAACUGAGUGAUCAUACCUAUGAUAGACCGAAUCUUACCGUUGAUCAUAGUGGAGAGCAUGAACUUUUUUCAAAGGAUUCAUUUUGGAGAGAUAUGGAAUCUUUUGUGGACUCACCUAAAGGAUCACUUAUUGUCUCUGAAUCAAGGACCAGGGAGCAAAUGGCACACAAUCUUAAGAAGGAAGGGCCUCUGGAUCUUAGACAUCUUGAUAAAAUUUAUCUACUUCAUUUGGUUGAUUUGUUAAUAUCAGAGAAGAAAUGGGUGGAAGAAUGCCCCUCCAAAAUGUUACCAUUCAAACUCACACAUGUUGGAAAGAGUUCUUUUUCAGAUUCUACUCAUGGUUCAAAUGGAUUGAGAUCUAUAUUUAUGGGUACAGCAUCACUGUCUGACAUGCCAAGUAUACCUGAACAUGAUAAAGAGGGAAGGUCUCAGAAUGUUUUUCACACCAAAGUUUCACAACCUAUAAUUAACAAGAAACGUUCAGUGAAGUUUAGAAGUAAGGAAUUGUUAUUGGCUGACUGUCAAAAGCUUGUAAAUGAGAUCGUGAAAGACCACCAGGGAGGAUACAGUAUAAUCUCUUUCAAGAAACUAUUCCUCAGGAGGCAUGGUUAUCAUCUUGAUUUUCAGAGGCUUGGUUAUGAAAAGUUGUCAUCACUGCUACAAAUAAUGUCUGGGGUAAAAAUAGAAUCAGGUUAUAUCCUUCCUUCUGAUGAGGCUGCAAAUAUUGUCAACUUGGAAAAUGCUUCUCUUGACAAGCAAGAUAGUAUAAUUCAUACUGGAACUAAUUCAAAUAAUGAACUAUCUAAUGCAUCAAUGGUGGAUGAUAAUUUGGCAUGGAGGAAGAGUAGUGAUUCUGACUCACCAUGGGAAGAACUGGGGCCUGUUGCCAACACAAGAUCCAACAAAAUUGACAGGGAACAUUUUAUGCCUAAGCAAGCUGUAGAAUUAGCAGAGAGACAUAUGGGUUUUGAUUACGAACCUUCCAUUUCAGAUGAUGAUUUUUCUGACUCAGAAGGAGAGACAUCACUUGUGCCUGAUUCAGAAAGGCAGAGGAAGGCCAGAAUGGUGAAUGAAGACAGUUCUCUACUUCAAAUUCUUGAUUCAUGGUAUGGCCCCAAGGAUGGUGACAAUAGCAGGGAUGAAUCAGACAACGUAGAUGGUAUGGUUGAUUGUUCUUCAGAUGUUGCAAAGCAACCUGGUUCUUUAGGGUCCAGGAGUGAAACUUUUUGGGGACACCAUGGAAGGAAACAUAGACUUCAAAAGAACUACUCUUUUGUUUCGGACCCAGUGAGUAAUAAAAAGGACAAGGACAAGGACAAGGACAAGGACAAGAUUCUUGAUGGGAUAUUAGGUAGCUUAAACAAAUCAAGUGAGCCAAGGGUAGAGGGUUAAAGUUCCUGAAAGAGUGAAAUCAAGGAAAUCAUUCAAGCGGCUAUUAGGUACAAAAGGUUAGGAAAUAUAGAAUUAUGAUGAUUAAUGGUUCAUUAAAGAAUAUGGUGAUGGUAAAUCACGGUUGGAGUGCUGCUAAAGUCAUCAAAUUUGUUUACCAAAUUUAGGAUACCAAGUUAUGUGGCAACAAUAUGUUUAUGGUUGAUAAACAAAUUUAGGAUAAUUUAACUCAUUAAAGCAAUGCCACAUAAUGUCAUAAUCAAUAUGGGUAAAUAAAUUUGGCAACUUUAGUAUUACUGAUCUUAGUCGAGCAUAGCUAAGGCUUCGUAUUUAGGUUUUUAAUCAUAAGUUUUAUGUUACUGUUAUAUUACUAUUGUUGUUGCUAAAGGCUGCUAUGGCAGUAUUUAGGACAAGUUGAUUUGCACAUAUAGGCUUCUCCAAAUGUUGUGUUAGAGAGCAUUCCCUCAUUUAAUGUGGAAUGCAAUCUUUUUGAAGAGCGUUCACUCUGAGGAAAUGAAUUUCGAUGA